AUGGCCGCCCUAUCGACCACCGGGCCCGCAGCCGUGGCCCGCCCGGCGCGAUCUCUCUCGCUCACGACCCGCAGGAGCACCCAUGCGAGGGCCCCCGCCGGUCGCGCCCGAACGGUGCAGGUGCAGGCGCAGGUGCGCAUCCAGUUCGAGCUCGAGGGCGCCUCCCCCGACGUCAGGGUGAUCGGUAACCACCCCGCGCUCGGAAACUGGGAUCCCGCCCAAGGCCUCCGCAACGGCGACUACAUCACGCUGGAAGACCCCGGCGCCAUGAGGCUCGAGUACAAGUGGCACAACGGGAGCGAGUACGAGAUGGGCGGCAACCGCAUGGUCGUCCUCCCGGACGCCGCCGAUCGCGACGUCACCCUCGCGCUGGCCGUCGUCGAUCGCCUUCGCGCGGUCCCCGACGUCGUUUACCAGCCCCCCGUCGUGCAGCAGCAGCAGGCGCCCCCCCCCAAUGUGCCCACCGUCGAGCCCGUGUACAAGGGUCAGCCGGCACAGUACGCGGGUCAGUCCGGGUACGACGGCUACCAGGCCCCGGUCAACAUAACCUACCACGAUCACCACGAUCCGUACUACGACGAUCACGAUCACGACAACGACAACGACGUCAUCGAUCACUCGUACGGCUCCUACCAGGCUCCCGCCGCCUACCAGGCUCCCCCCGUCCACGAGGCUCCCGCCUACGAGGCUCCCACGCGCUCCUACCACGACGAGGCGUCCCCGGGGGCCAGCAUCGACGACGGCGCCAAACGCAUGCAGUUCGUCCCGGUGUCCGCCGCGGGCCCCGACGCGGGCGAUCGCAAACCCGACGGCUCCGGUCCCCCGCGCUGGUUCCGCGAGGGCGUGGUGUACUCCAUCCAGACGCUCGGCUUUUGCGGAUGCGAGGGACCGCCGGGUUCGUUCUCCGAGGGGGAACGGCUGAUGAAGCUGCUGAACGAGGGGUGGAUCGAGCACCUCGCCAGGCUCGGGUGCACGGUGCUCUACCUCGGCCCGCUCAUGCGCGCGUCGCACGAUCUCGGCCACGGGUACGACACCGCGGAUUACUUCCAGCUGGACCCGCGCUUGGGAACUGUGGAGACGCUUCGCGCGGUGGUGGACGCGUGCCACCUCCUGGGCAUCAGGGUCAUCGUCGACGGCGUGUUCAACCACACCGGCCGCGAUCACUUCGCGGCGCAGGACGUCGUGAGGAACGGGAGGAGUUCGCAGUACUGGGACUGGUACAGGGGCGCGAGGGAACUUCCCGGCGGCGGCGCGGAGAUCCCGGGCUGGGAAGGUCACGCGGGGCUGCCCCAGCUGAACCACCAGAACCCGGACGUGCGCCGCCACAUCACGGACUGCGGCAGGUUUUGGAUGUCGAGCGAGGGCGCGAACAUCGACGGGUGGAGGCUCGACGUCGCGCACGAGGUGGCGCCGGAAUUUUGGCGGGAGUUUAGCGCCGCGUGCCGAGACGCCAAGCCCGACUGCGUGCUCCUCGGCGAGCUCAUGCACGGCGACUACAACACCCACGUGGGCCCCGGGCUUCUGGACAGCGGGACCAACUACCAGCUGUCCAAGGCGCUGUGGUCCUCUCUCAACGACCACAACUACUGGGAGCUGGCGCACUCGUACGGCCGCGAUAAGGACAUGUACGGCGCCCUCACCAUGCUCAACUUUCUCGGCAAUCACGACCAGAUGAGGAUCCACAGCCGCCUCAACAACCCGUCCGCGCACUACCCGCUCGCCGCCGCGUCCAUGAUCCUCGGCCGCGGUGUGCCGUGCCUCUACUACGGAGACGAACUCGGCGAGCAGGGCAAGCCCGGGGGCCCCGAGGGCGACCUCGCCAUGCGCCGCGCCAUCGACCUCCGAGACGCCCUCGCGAACCAAAGCGCGAAAGACGUCGCCAGGCGCACCGCCGAGCUCGUCGCGCUGCGCAGGUCGCACGAGGCGCUCCGCGACGCGGACGCCGAUCAGGUCCCGCUGGCGCACACCAACGAGACCAUGGCGUUCGCGAGGGUCGCGCACGGCGGCGCGUCGGCCGUCGUCGCCUUCAACAACUCGGAUAACUCCCAGCGAAUGACGCUGCCCGUGGGCGAGAAGAUCGGGGCACACGACGGGUGCGAGUUUGAGGAGCCGCUCGCAAACGGUCAGCGGCUGCACGUGUCCGGGGGACAGCUCCACGUCGAGCUGCCCCCCAACGGGCUCCGGGUGUUCCUCCGCGUGUAA
Molecule: messenger RNA, 2202 nt
Organism: Micromonas commoda
Lineage: Eukaryota; Viridiplantae; Chlorophyta; Mamiellophyceae; Mamiellales; Mamiellaceae
Gene: AMI6
Product: glycoside hydrolase family 13 protein
Exons: 1
Coding region: 1-2202 (733 amino acids)
Biological process (GO): carbohydrate metabolic process
Molecular function (GO): starch binding
Source: RefSeq, a predicted model, not a curated record